This is a messenger RNA of Eruca vesicaria subsp. sativa (arugula), 1062 nucleotides long. Lineage: Eukaryota; Viridiplantae; Streptophyta; Magnoliopsida; Brassicales; Brassicaceae. The record is from the annotation of a GenBank genome assembly.
AUGGCUCUUCAGCUCGGGAAGCUCACAAUCCUCAUCGGUGCAGGUCUUGUUGGGUCAGUGCUUGCUAAAGACGGGGGCUUACCAGAUGUAUCCAAUUUCGUCUCCGGUGCUUUUAAGAUGGUAUUUAGACAAUUGAAACAAGGAGAACCUGCCAAGUCAGCCAGCAAGCCUCACAGUGAUGCACUUACAGCCCAGGUUAACAGUCUUCGGCAUGAAUUGCAGUUGCUGGCUUCAAACAGACCUAUCACUAUAAUUUCCUCAGGAGGAUCAGGUGGUAGAAAGUAUGGUGUAAUCAUUAUUAUUGGGGUGAUAGGGUACGGAUAUGUAUGGUGGAAGGGCUGGAAACUUGAAGAUUUCAUGUUUGCAACAAGGCGCAGCUUAUCAGAUGCAUGCAAUAAUGUUGGCACCCAGAUCGAUGGCUUUUAUUCAUCCCUCUCGGGUACAAAACGGGAGUUAGGUUCAGAAAUUGACAGGAUGGAUCGUACUUUAGAUGCAAAUUCAGUAAUUAUUAAAGAAACGGGAAGAGAGGUGAUUGAGUUGCGGGAUGGAACAGCAAAUAUGAAGGAUGAAGUUAGGUCUGUUUUCGAGGCUGUUGAAACUCUGGCCAGCAAAGUCCAUCGCAUUGAGGGGAAUCAGGAUCUCACGCUUAAAGGAGUUGGAGCUCUGCAUGCUCAGUGUCGGGAGCACAAAAGAAUUCAAGAGUCCAAUAAGGCUUUGCCUUCAACAUCUUCAGUGCCAGCCCUUGAGCCAGCUCCUUUGACACCAUCAUCAAGGACUCUGUCUUUGCCUCCUCCUUCUCCCCGUGAAUCGCAAUCACCGUCAACCCCUAAUGGAGCUCAACAGUCAAAUGGUCCACUUCAGCACACUCAGUCUAUGUCUGGUUUGAAGGAUAUAAGACAAAGUCCUAGGAGCGGUGAGACUUUCUCCAAUGGAACACAUUCUGGAGAAGCCACGGGAAACACAACAAGUUCAGGCUUGUUUAGUAUUUUUUCAAUGCCGAGAUUAGGGAGGACUCGUAGUGCGUUGAACGCUGUGCCUGCUAACUCAACUGGUCCCCAAUAG